GCAACCGUGAGUGUAACAAGGAUAACACUUGAUGUUUCCUGGCGCGUAUCGCAGUUUCACACGAAUGGCGACGCGAGCGAAUUCAAUAUGUUCCACCGCGCUGCUCAUUCUUCUAAUGCUCUAAUGCUAAACAACGCCGUGCGCAGAUAAACGCCUGCAACUCGCGACCGGUAAUGUUGUGGCAUUUUAGUGAAAGCAACACGCCGUGUUUGUAUCAAAUACGCCAGCACCAUACACCAACAGACAUGAAUUCAAGCGGUUAACGAUUGCGUACUUAGGUAGACAAAUUUAAUUUUCACUUAUUUAAUAAUGGACCCACCGAACAAUGCGGACAGCAUUCCAAGUACAAACAGUAAAGAGAUUCAUAUUCACAAAGAGAGAAAGGAAUUCGAAGUGAUCAACACUCAUGACAGCAGGACAUCUGGAUUACUCAACAUUCGAGCUAUAACAUUUCUUUUGUUAUGGUACAUCUUCAGUGGAUGCACGUUAUUCCUCAAUAAAUAUAUUCUUACAUAUUUAAAUGGCAAUCCAACUGUGUUAGGUGCAUGCCAGAUGCUGACAACUGCAACAUGUGGAUUUUUACAGCUGUAUUAUCCAUGUGGCAUGUUUAAACCUUCAUCGAGACUCAAUAAACCUCCUGGGUUUUAUCGACAUAUGAUUUUAGUUGGUUGUACUAGGUUUUUAACAGUUGUUCUUGGUUUGGUAGCUUUAAACUAUGUAGCUGUAAGUUUCACCGAAACAAUUAAAAGUUCUGCUCCACUGUUCACAGUCUUAAUAUCUCGAAUUUUAUUAGGUGAACAAACAGGUCUCUUUGUCAAUUUAAGCCUAGUGCCAGUAAUGUCUGGCCUAGCAUUAUGCUCAGCGAAUGAGAUCAGUUUUGAGCUGCGCGGGUUCAUCGCGGCCAUGGCGACUAAUUUGACCGAGUGCUUGCAGAAUGUCUAUUCCAAAAUGCUCAUAUCCGGUGAUAAAUUCAAAUACACACCGGCUGAACUUCAAUUCUAUACUAGUCUAGCGAGUAUCGUUAUUCAAAUUCCGGCCACGCUGCUGCUGGUUGAUAUAUCAGUGGCGCAUCGUCUCGAUGUGAAAAUGUUGUUUUAUUUUACCCUCAAUGGGGUAUUCUUCCACUUUCAGAGUAUUACUGCUUAUGUUUUGAUGGACUAUAUUAGUCCUGUGACGCACAGUGUAGCGAAUACUGCCAAACGCGCAUUUCUAAUCUGGCUCUCUGUGUUGAUGUUCGGCAAUCCAGUGACGAUGCUCAGCGGCCUGGGCACGAUCAUCGUGAUAGCCGGCGUCUUCCUCUAUAUCAAAGCACAACAAUACGACGAGCGCAUUUACUCCGCGAAUCUCAUCCAAAGAAGGAAAGUGCGAGCGAUUUAAUCGUCUCGCACUCGUAAUGAAAUUUCUAAUGAAAUUAUUGAUGAUGGUAAUUAAUUUUCGUACUUGUGAUAUCAGUAAGUUAGCAAUAUUAUAAAUUAACGAUAAUUUAAAACUAUAAAACUUAUAAAUAUCAACCAAACGUGGACUAAGUGUUUUGUAAAGUUCUAAGCAAAUGAAAAUAUCAAGUUACACACUAAAAACUCCACAAUACUGUU
Molecule: messenger RNA, 1592 nt
Organism: Dalotia coriaria
Lineage: Eukaryota; Metazoa; Arthropoda; Insecta; Coleoptera; Staphylinidae
Product: solute carrier family 35 member E2A-like
Exons: 7
Coding region: 310-1377 (355 amino acids)
Cellular component (GO): Golgi apparatus
Molecular function (GO): antiporter activity
Source: RefSeq, a predicted model, not a curated record